Messenger RNA from Lutzomyia longipalpis, 1049 nucleotides. It is a transcript of the gene Coq7, whose product is annotated as 5-demethoxyubiquinone hydroxylase, mitochondrial. NCBI's taxonomy places the organism in Eukaryota, Metazoa, Arthropoda, Insecta, Diptera, Psychodidae. Gene Ontology annotation, biological process: ubiquinone biosynthetic process; regulation of gene expression; determination of adult lifespan. The transcript is spliced from 3 exons. Gene Ontology annotation, molecular function: 3-demethoxyubiquinol 3-hydroxylase activity. The record is from RefSeq and is a predicted model, not a curated record. Gene Ontology annotation, cellular component: nucleus; mitochondrial inner membrane. Bases 251 to 802 code for a protein of 183 amino acids.
AGGAAAUAAAGUUAUUGUGUCUGACGGGUUAGCUGGCAAAAUAGAAAACAAAAAGUUGGAGCAGCAGCAAUUUUCAUCAUUUUCUCAAAAGAAAAGUAAUUUUAUUGAUUAAAAUUGUCUCAAAUACCUCCAAGAAGUAUCCUCGCAGUGAUCCCUGGUUGAAUCCUUGUGGAAAAACUCCAAGAAAUUAGGAAAAUCUUGUUCUAACCUCACAUUUUCAUUAAGCUAAAUAAUCCGCAUCAGGUGAAUCAUGGAAGACAUUGAGAAUUUUACGGAGAUUCAUGAGGAAGAGAAACUUGAGCUUCAUGAUGAAUUAUCAAAGGAGAAAAAAUACACAAAAUCUCUGCUCUGUCCAGGAGCUUCUUCUUCCAAAGGAGGGCUUUCAACCCUCAGAGAAUUCAAAGAACUACUUGAGAAAGAUGUUCAGAGGUCUGAAUUGCAGAAAGCUGGUCUCACAGAGGAAGAGCAGGAUCUCUUCUUUAAAUUCCGCCAAAAUUCUUCACUUCCUGACACACAAUCCUUCCGUGAUCGUUUGGCAGUAAUCAAUGAGAAGAUUGAGGAUUUUUUCAAAACUGAUGAGAAGAAUGUAAAAUUGCAACAUCCAAUGGAUGCUCUUGCUGAGAUGGAAAAAAUUUUUUUUGAUGAUUUGAAGGACAUUCCCAGUCUCAGGAAGAGGCGAAAGAUGAUGAUAAAGGAGGAGAAAAAGCUUGAAAAGAUCCUCAAUACACCGACUAGUUCGGAAAGGACGCAAACUAACCUGAAUCCCGGAAGAUCAAGGAAAUCCAAAUGGGAUCAACGAUGAGAAGAGAGUUUUUUCGGAAGUUCAAAGGAAAAUCCGUUAAGUGAAUACGAAGAGAAAAAUAUUGGUGAGUUGCUUUUCUAUCUUUGCUAAGAUUCUGGGGCAGCUCACAGAAUGAUUUUUAACCAAUAAAGAAAGAGUCAUUUGAGUUUUACUAUCCAACUUUCAAAUUCGCGCCUUUAGAAAAAGUUUCAUUCAUGUUUCAUUGGAAAGUUUGCAGCAAAGAAAAUAAAUUCAGUUAAUUAACGUA